This is a messenger RNA of Cantharellus anzutake, 1041 nucleotides long. RefSeq lists its product as uncharacterized. The transcript is spliced from 8 exons. The coding region runs from base 1 to 1041 and encodes 346 amino acids. NCBI's taxonomy places the organism in Eukaryota, Fungi, Basidiomycota, Agaricomycetes, Cantharellales, Hydnaceae. The record is from RefSeq and is a predicted model, not a curated record.
AUGUCGUCGUCAUCACAAGUCCACCGAUCCUCUGUCCAUACAUUGACACGCAACUUGCACUCCACCCUGGCGGUACACAUUAGUAACAUACUGAGGUUGAGCCUGAACAUACAGUUGUGGAGGCAUCUGGAGGCAUCUGCUGCUUCAGCAAGUGCUGGACAUGGCAACGUCAUUGUUAAUGAUGAUGGUGAUGACGCUGUCAUCGAAGUUGAGUUAGUUGUAGGGUGGGUGUGGGUGGAGAUAGGAGUGGGUGACUUUGAGAGUAGUGUGGAAUUGGGAGUUGAUGAGGUGGAGGAUGUGAAUGGGAAGAAGAAGAAAUUGAUGUGGAAGGUAAUGGGUGUCCAUGAUGAGAGUGUGAACGAGGCGAUGAAGUGGCCGACCCCAACGCUUGUUGAGACGAGGGAGAUUGAGGUGAUGAACAAGUGGGCGUUGAAGGAGUUGAUGGUGGUGCGACAUGAUGAUGAAAGUCGGGAUGAGGGCCAUGCUGUCUCGAAUGAGCAGGUGAUGGACGAGAGACGUCCAUGUGAUGUCGCCGUCGCUGCUACCCCAGGGUUAGAUGCUGAUGAGAAUGAAACACUGAUGCUGAUACUGACAGGGCAGAACGAGGAGGAGCGGUGGCGCGAUAAAGAAUUUGAGGUGUCCCCUGGUGGAUGGAUGAGGGUUCAUACUCCCCGUUCAUAUGUAUGGGUGAGCCAAGAUUUGGAGAACCUGCUGGAUUACCGUUUGGAGUGUUGCCAUUUAUAUCUGCCUGACCACCGCUAUGACAUGGCCAUUGUCUCGGAGGAGGCAACUCCAACAGCAUGCCCAUGGUGGACAUGUUCAUCACUGGCGGCACCCCAUUUGCAGCAUUGUUUGCCAUAUGGAGGCCGUGAUAAGCUUGAGGUGGUGGCAUCAUCAUCAUGCUGUUGCGAGGUACACCGUAAUACUUGGUGCUGCAGUAAUACUGUUGCGCCAUGGAUAUCUGAGAUGGCUGAGAUGGUUGGGAUGUUCCAUUUGGGUUGGGAUAUUGCGGCACACCUUGGGGGCCUGGCGUAUAGUUGA